UGUAUUUACUCCAGUUAAAAUUGAGUGAGCAAAGAAUUCACUUGAAAUUCGAAUAAGUUGCAAGAAAAAAAACUUUGUUGAGUAAAUUACCUGCACUCCUGCAUUCAUAGCAUCUUCAAGUUUAUUUUGAGGUGAUAAAAGCUUUCGUUCGAAUAAAAAUUGCCACAAAGACCAUAUCAUUAAGAUGGCAUUAAGAUGGGGCUUCGCAUCGUCUAGCAGAAUUGCACACGAUUUUAUCAAUGCUAUCGGGACGCUCAAUGACGGUGAACAUGAAAUCGUUGCCGUUGCGGAUCCAAUAAUUAAAUUCGCUGAAGACCUUGCAAAGCAAUUCGACGUUCCGAAGUUUUGCGACAACUUUUUGGAAUUGGCUCAAGAUUCCAAUGUUGAAAUCGUCCACGUCGGUGCAUUGAACACCAAACAUUUCGAAAUAGCAAAACUAAUGCUGGAACAUGGAAAGCACGUCUUAGUGGAGAAGCCGAUGUGUAUGAAUGCAAAGCAAGUGCAAAAGUUAAUUUCAUUGGCAAAGCAAAAGAAUGUCUUUUUGAUGGAGGGUGUAUGGGCACGCUUCCUUCCAAACUAUCAUUAUGUUCGACAACAGCUUAAAAAUGGAAUUAUUGGUGAUAUUCAGUCAAUUGAAAUUGAAUUUGGGAAUAGUGCUAUGGCUGGAUACGACCGCAUAGUGAAAAAGCAUUUGGGAGGUGGUAUCACAUUGGAUGUCGGUGUGUAUACGAUACAUUUUUGUCAAAUGAUCUUAAAGGAUGAGCCGAAGUCAAUCCAAGCAACUGGAAUCGUAAACGAUGAUGGUGUAGACGUUGAAGUGAACGGGGAAUUUAUCUAUUCAGGAAAUAGAAAAGCAAAAAUUAGACUGAGCGCGAUUAAUACAUACGAAAAUUCGGCAAUUAUCCGUGGCACUAAGGGCACACUGACGGUUCCAAACUUUAUCAUUCCGAACUCGGUUAUCGGACCGGAUGGGAAAGAAAUAACUUUUCCAGAAUUUCCAGCAGGCAAAUUUCCAUAUCAUUAUGACGCUAGUCGUGGCCUAAGAUUUGAACCCGAUGAAAUCCGAAAAUACAUUCGGGCCGGAAAAACAGAAUGCGAUAUCGUCAGCCUCAAUGACAGUCUAAUUGUUGCUCGUAUCGAAGACGAAAUUCGACGACAGCUCGGUGUUAGAUAUCCAGCUGACGAUGAAUAAGAUUAAAAAAGGGCGACGUUAUGUCUCCACCAGCAUUUCCGUUUUUAUACGGUUAAAAACCAAUUGAAGCGAAUGGCGUGUAAUAUAGAAAAUACAAAAUUUUUCGUAUGGAUUUCAAGAGGG
Molecule: messenger RNA, 1315 nt
Organism: Bradysia coprophila
Lineage: Eukaryota; Metazoa; Arthropoda; Insecta; Diptera; Sciaridae
Product: trans-1,2-dihydrobenzene-1,2-diol dehydrogenase-like
Molecular function (GO): nucleotide binding
Source: RefSeq, a predicted model, not a curated record